AUGGCAACGGGGGGGGUUCUUCCCCAGCUCGGCAGUGGCCCGGCAAAACGCGGCGGCGGCUUGGUGAAGGGCCGCGGCGCCGGCACGACGACGGGCGGCGGCGACAACACUUGUCCACCGGCGCCUCCCCCAGAUGGCCUGGACGCAUCUCACCUCCCGCUGCCAUCUCCGUCGGGCUACCGCGCCCACCGUCGGCUGAGGCCCACGCGCCCCGCCGCCUGCUCCACCACCGCAGGUCCGGCGGAUCCUCCACCCCCGACUCUACUCCGUCGCCGCUGCGUCCUUGGGGUCUCACACGCGGCUGCUUGGCGACUGGCAGCGCUUGGGGGCCGCGAGGAGGUGGCUUGCCAGCGGCGCCGCGGGAGGUGGCUCGCCAGCGAUGCCUCUGCUGCGCCUAUGCCGGCGCCAGUGGGGGAGGUGGCUGAGCUGGUGGAGGUGCCGCUGGCGCAGACUGGUGGGGAAGGCAUCGCCGAGUGCGAGCUGCUGCGCUGAUUCGUCGCCGAGGUGCUAUUCGUUUUGCAGGGUGACCAAGUAGAUGAAUUCCAGCCACUCUGUGAAGGACAGAGCGACAAAGCAACUAUCGACAUGUUUCAGUUUUGCUUGCUGACUUGCUAUUGUCUCACCGGAGGAAAGGACCUAUUAUGUUCAGGGUGAAAGUUUUUGUUAGUUGCUGCCUCUAAACAAUAUUAUACUGAGAUGUUUCAGUUAGAAUUGUAGUGCCUAAAUUCCAGAGCUCGUAGAACAAUACUGAGAUGUUUCUAUAUGAAUUCAAGUCUGAAUGUUUCAAUUCCAUUCAAGUGUGAGUAUUGAUAUCCGUGUGUGAAAGCU
This is a messenger RNA of Panicum virgatum (switchgrass), 828 nucleotides long. RefSeq lists its product as uncharacterized. The record is from RefSeq and is a predicted model, not a curated record. Lineage: Eukaryota; Viridiplantae; Streptophyta; Magnoliopsida; Poales; Poaceae. The transcript has 3 exons. The coding region runs from base 1 to 492 and encodes 163 amino acids.